AGGAAGCUGCCCCACCAAAGGGGCCCUCUGGAAAACAGGGCUUCCUGUCCCCCCAUGAGAGGGCUGGCAGCAAGGGCAGAAGCCUGGCCCUGCCCCGGACAGCUCCCCGUGCCCGACGGAUGCCCAGAAAAUGCAUGGUGGUGGCGACUGAGCCCAAAGGCAGAAGCUGAACAACAAUGGUGGGACCAGGAAGGCUCCCCGUUCACAGGAAAUGCUCAGUGUGUCAGCAUCGUCGGAGGGCCGUGCGAGGUCACGGGCAUCGGUGACCAUGCUGCUCACGCGCGGCAGCUCCCAUUCAAUGUGACGGCUUUUUUGAUAAACUGGUCCUUGUUGGGGGAGGGGAGCCAGGGGACUGGGAAAGUGGCCUACAAAUGUUUAACAAAAGAUCUGAACCGGGAAUAGGAACGUACAUUCUUUUUUUCAAUAGACAAAGCCUUCCACAUCAAGAUAGGUUUGUAUUCUCAGACAAGAAUUCCAUGAUAACGCUUAACUCAUGAGAACUAGCUCUCCGGCGGACAGGCCCACCAGCCCUGCGUGACCUCUGAUGAACAUACAUCAACGAGCCCUGGGGGCAACCCUGGCAAGGGCCACGGGCACCCCCAGACACGACCACCGGGCCUGCAGCACUGAGCCGAAGCCACCGGCUCAAGAGCAACGGCCCCAGGGAGGAAAGGGACCCCUGCUCAGGGAGGGCCUACACUGGGCAGAGGGGGGCAGGCACUCCUCCACCUGCACGGAAUGUUCUAGAACCCCAGAGCCACGGGAAGGUAGGGAGUGCAAUGAAGGGCAGGGAGCAGCAACUGGCGUUUUCAGGUGAGGAUGAACAAGCCCCACGUGUGUGCACACAAGCCCUUCCCAGAGGUCCAGAAGCCCACCGCCAACCAGGCUGCUCUCAGGGGCGUCCCCAGCACCCAGGCUGUGCUCCCCACGUGUGCUCCUUCACCACAGCGCUAAAGAGUGGGCUCGGGUACCCAGAGGGUGCAGCCCCCACCUGGGCGGGCUGUGGGGGGUGCGGGUCCCCUCGAGGUCAGGGACGGAGAGGAAAGUGGUCAGUUCAUGCUCCCUGUGGGUGGAUGAUAAAGAAGUUUGCCCGAGGGGUUCUCUGGGGCUCACUGUGCCACGUCACAACGCGCUAUUCUGAACAGAGGCAGCAGUUUGGAAAUGGUGUCCUUCAAACUUACUGGGGGGCACUGAAUUCCUGCCCCGUCACACAUCCUCAGAGGAGACUCACCUCGGGGUUCUGCAUUGUCUUUCUUCUGGUAAAACAAGCACUCCCCAGCCCCUGCACUGGCUCUGAAGCUGGGCUGUUUCCAGGGAAUAAAGGUGCACAGCGCCCACCAGCCCCGCACUGGGGGCUCCCAACGCCUCCGUGCUGGGGGUACUGGUCCUAUUUUAAAGGAGGAGGAGACUCAACAGCCCACCUGGAUGCACUUGGCGGGUCACUGAGCCUCUGGAAAGCCAGGGGCGCGAACCUCCCACUGCCCUGGUGCCCAGCUGCUGUGGGCCCUUUCCUUCCCGGAAGCGCCUCAGGAGCACAGCCCCCUGCCAGCUGGAGCACCAGCUGCUCUCGCCCCAACCACCAGCACAACCACCCACCUCACAGCUCUAAAGUACACACUGCAACAAGCAAGCAUCUUCGUGAUGGCACAGCCAUGUUACCUUAUCGGUACAAGAAAUCACAAGGCGCUUGGCCUAAGAUUCUAGAAGCUUCCCGAAGUGCAUGAAAUGCAGCUAAUCCCGCAGCCAGGCCUAAGCUCCUGGGUCAGGACAGUUGCAAUCUGUGGCCACCUCUCAGAGCUACACGGCUUCCAGAAGCCAACAGCUGCCCGCCCACCAAGAGGACCCUGGCCUCGGAGGUGGAUAAAGAUUCUUCAAAUUCAACAUGUGCAGAAUCUAUACCCUGAUUCGUGGCUCCAAAUCUAGUCCCCCUCGGGGGUCCCCCAACUCAGGAAAAAGGCCACCAU
Messenger RNA from Callorhinus ursinus (northern fur seal), 1964 nucleotides. Lineage: Eukaryota; Metazoa; Chordata; Mammalia; Carnivora; Otariidae. The record is from RefSeq and is a predicted model, not a curated record.